Molecule: messenger RNA, 19308 nt
Organism: Acanthochromis polyacanthus (spiny chromis)
Lineage: Eukaryota; Metazoa; Chordata; Actinopteri; Pomacentridae
Product: potassium voltage-gated channel subfamily C member 1-like
Biological process (GO): potassium ion transmembrane transport; protein homooligomerization
Cellular component (GO): voltage-gated potassium channel complex; neuronal cell body membrane; dendrite membrane
Molecular function (GO): delayed rectifier potassium channel activity; protein binding
Source: RefSeq, a predicted model, not a curated record
AAUGUGAAGCAUGAGAAAACAGCGUGAUCUGGACCUUUGGUGAUUCAUCCAUCCAUGUGUUGAACUAUUUCUAUACACAGCAGGGAAUACUUGUUAAUAAAUUCCUGCUCCUAAAUUAUUCUAGCCAUUAUCAUGCCUACUGGUUUUAAUGGUUCAUUCUUUGGCCACUAUGACGGUGAAAUCUGAUCAUUGCUGUAUUAAAAGACUUUAACAAGGUUUGACUUGAAAUGUUAAAAAAUGUAAAAUGUCUCUGAAAUAAAAAACUUAAACACAUCUCUGAGCUGACCAGUCCUUCAGUAAAUGUCCUCAGUUACUCUGUGCUGCUGUCAGUAAAUGUAAAUAAAUGUGCAGAUGUAUUUAUAUACUCUCCUCGGAUGCCUUAGCCACAUAGAAAACCUGACGCUGCGUUUCCAGGUCGUCCACAGAGGUUUAAAAAGGAGCCUGAAGGUCACUGAACCAAACAUGUGGACAGUCAGAAUAUUUAGAAGAUGAUAAAAGCUAAAAAUAAAACCUUUACACAGACAGACAUGGUGUCCAUGUUAGACAAAGACCCAAAUGUCUGCCUCUGGAUUCACAACAAGUGUCUCCAGUGAUCAGGUAAAACAUUCUGACCACUGAAGCUGAUUAUCUCCUCAUCAUUACAUCUGUCAGUGGGUUGGAUAUAUCAGGCAGCAGAGGAACAUUUUGUCCUCAACGUUGAUGUUAGAAGCAGGAAAAAAGGGAAAGGUGAGGAUGUUAUUAACUGUGUCUUUUUGUGUACGUUUGUUUUUUACCGACAGUUUUCACAGAAGUUUCUUGGAAAUCUGAAAAACCUGGAGACUCUCAUUCAAAUUCUGAAGCGUUUUCAUUCCUGCCAACUUCUCUCAUAAUUAUGGGCUGAUGACUGCAGCCCAACAGACUGACUGUGUCUGGAGCAAAUAAACACCUGGAUGAGAGAGAACUUUCUACAGUUAAAUGAAGGCAGACUCCUCCUCCCCCUCCUCCUCUCUCCUCCUCUCAGUUGGCUCAGUGACUCCUUACCGGGACGGUAUAACAGAAGCCUACAGAGCGGGGACCGGCGGUGGAUGGGGAAGGGCAGUAGCCGCAGCAGCAGCAGUCGGGCGCACCGACCGAAGCAUGCUCCAGUGCAGCCAUGACUUGCUCGGCGUCAGAUAGCGAGAAGAUCGUGAUCAACUGCGGCGGGAUCCGACACGAGACCUACCGGAGCACCCUGAAGACGCUGCCGGGGACGCGCUUGUCUUGGCUGACCGAGCCCGACGCCUACAGCAACUUCGACUACGACCCCAAGUCCGACGAGUUCUUCUUCGACCGCCACCCCGCCACCUUCGCCUUCAUCCUCAACUACUACCGCACCGGGAAGCUCCACUGUCCCAACGAUGUCUGCGGGCCGCUCUUCGAGGAGGAGCUCGCCUUCUGGGGCAUCGAUGAAACGGACGUGGAGGCGUGCUGUUGGAUGAACUACCGGCAGCACCGCGACGCCGAGGAAGCCCUGGACAGCUUUGAGACCCCCGAGCCGGACGCACCCGAGGACGAUCCGGCGCUCACCGGCGGGGCGGACGGAGACCUGAAGCGGCUGUGCAUGCAGGAGGAUGGCCGCAGGGCGACGUGGUGGGAGGUGUGGCAGCCCUGGAUGUGGGCACUGUUCGAGGACCCCUACUCCUCCAAAUACGCCAGGUAUGUGGCGCUCGCCUCGCUCUUCUUCAUCCUCCUCUCCAUCUCCACCUUCUGCUUGGAGACCCAUGAAGCCUUCAACACCAUCUACAACAAAACGGAGAACGUCACCGUGGGCAAUGUGACGCAUGAGGAGAUAGUGUACGAGGUGGUCACAGAUGGCUGGCUGACAUACGUGGAGGGCGUUUGUGUCAUCUGGUUCACCAUCGAGGUGAUGGCGCGCGUCGUCUUCUGCCCCGACAAGGCAGAGUUCUUCCGCAGCGCCCUCAACAUCAUAGACUUUGUGGCCAUCGUGCCCUUUUACCUGGAGGUGGCACUGAGCGGCCUCUCCUCCAAAACAGCCAAAGACGUGCUGAGCUUCCUGCGUGUGGUGCGCUUCGUCCGAAUCCUGCGUAUCUUCAAGCUGACCCGCCACUUUGUGGGUUUGCGGGUCCUGGGCCACACUCUGCGGGCGAGCACCAACGAGUUCCUGCUGCUCAUCAUUUUCCUGGCGCUGGGCGUCCUCAUCUUCGCUACCAUGAUCUACUACGCCGAACGAAUCGGCGCCGACCCAGACGAUCCGACGGCCGCGGCCCACACCAACUUCAAGAACAUCCCCAUCGGCUUCUGGUGGGCUGUGGUGACCAUGACCACGCUGGGAUAUGGGGACAUGUACCCCGAGACGUGGUCGGGGAUGCUGGUGGGGGCCCUCUGCGCCUUGGCGGGUGUGUUGACCAUCGCCAUGCCCGUGCCCGUCAUCGUCAACAACUUCGGCAUGUACUACUCCCUGGCCAUGGCCAAGCAGAAGCUCCCCAAGAAGAGGAACAAGCACAUCCCCAGAGCACCGCAGCCGGGCAGCCCCAACUACUGCAAGCCAGACGCCCUGGCCAUGGCAACCGCCUCACCGCACAGGCUGAUGGGAAAUGUGCUCGGGCCAGGCAUGGUGGGAUCCGGCAGCAUGAUGGGAACCGGAGACUGCCCUCUGGCACAGGAGGAGAUCAUCGAGAUCAACAGAGCAGACUCCAAGCAGAACGGUGAUGCGGCGGCCAACGCGGCGGCCCUGGCCAACGAGGACUGCCCCACCAUCGACCAGGUCCUCGGGGACGAGCGCAGCCCGGACCGGGGCCUCGGCUCCACCACCAGCCGCGAGCGCUACCCUCAUGACCGGGCAUGCUUCCUGCUGAGCGCCGGGGAGUUCCAGCGCACGACGGACGGGAACGUUCGGAAAGCCACGGGUUAUGAGAAGUCUCGCAGCCUCAAUAACAUCUCCGGGAUGACGGGCGCCCCGCUGCGCCUCACCCCCAUCACCAACUCCACCUUCGAGCCCUUCGAGCCGCCCGGCCUCAGGCGAUGCCACUCACCCAUCCCCUCCAUCUUGUAGCAAAACCCCGCAGAGAGCAACAAAAUGCCAACAACAACAGCAACAAGAAAACCUUCUUUUUGUUUUUCUGUUUUUGUUCUGGAGAACAUGUGAAAGAAAAGUAUCACCACUGAAGGAGUGUCCAUCCAUCCCAGCUGCUCUUCAUUCCUCAUCCAUCCUCAUGUCUUCCUCUUGAUAGAACUACAGUGAAUUAGAGUUCCUGGAGCCACUAGUAGGCCCUAUUUAAAACUUUAAACCACAGAAUAGCUUCCAAAUUAAGCUGAGAUAGACGCUUAAGCAAAUGUAUUUUAAAAUACACAGACAUACACUAACACACCUGCCUUACUAACAGGGAUAGAGUCUAGGUUAGUUUAGACUGAUAGUGAGUUAGUUAACCUCUAGCUUUCCCUGUGCUACUUCUUGCCUGUAUUUCAACUGCACUUGCACUUCAAUGCUUUAACACUUAGAGUAGCUACGAAUAAGAGACUUUUUUCUAAUACGAUGCCUCAGAAUGCACACGUUCACACACACAUAGACAAUAACAUAUGACUGCAGCAUGCAUAAGAACAAACACUAUACCUACCAGUAGACGCAAAACAUUUGAUACACAAACCCCUGAAACCGUAGCACCACUGCACCUUUGUAAAAUAAACAUAAAGAAAAGCCACGCAGGCUUUAGAUGUUGACUGUGUUCUCGGUGUAAGCUUUUAGUACAGGGAGAGAGAUUUCAUAUCAGCCCAUAAGCAGCUUAUCUAAUCAGCAGCAUCCAGUCCUCCUCUUUCUUCUGCUUCCUACUUCAGGAAGACCUCAUGGAAAGUAUUUUUAUACCGUGGAUACAGUGGGAACAGAGCAGUGUGGGUGAUGGAGGUCAGAGAACAGUGGUUCCCAACCUUAGACCUCUGAUAGGAAAAACCUGAGCUAGUUAGCUGAUUAAUUAGGUUAAAUAUAUUAUAAGAUAAGGGAAAUUCACAGUAAGAAAAAAGACAAAAAAACUAAUAAAAAGAAAUUAAAAAGAAAGAAAGUAGAGCUACGCAGCGCAUGGCUCUGUAUAUAAUAUAAUUUACUUUUUGAUUUCCUCCUAAAAUGAAGCAGCAUAAGAAAUAAAAACCUCCCUCAUUUAUUUCCUUUCAGCUGCAGGUAGAACCAGGUCAUUAUGUAAAGCAGGUUAAUGUAGGGCUGCUGAUGCUAGGUCCAUAUUUAUAAGAAGGAUGCUCCAUUUCCUGUACAUUUCUAUGGUGGAAUUAUACAUGAUGCUGAAUUAACCUCGUGUACACAAAGCUAGUUAUACUUCCACCCAAAGUCAAGUUUCUGAACAAAUGUAUUGCAAAUUUUACAAAAUAAAGAGAAUUUGGUGUGUUUUCAUCCACUUCUGUUAGACAAAAAGAUGUCGUUAAUUAAAGAGAGCCAAUCAGAACCCAAAAAAACAUUUCUGCUAAUUUCAUGUGUGGAUGCGAGGAAGGUUACAGUUUCUACUCAUGUUUCCAUUUCAGUUAGUUUUGAAAAUGCAUUGAGAAACAAAUGGAUGGAAACACACUGUUAGGGACUUUUACCUUGAAUUAAUUAGAAACAGACUUUCAUCUUGUUUUGUCACACCUGGCUGAGACAGGACAGUGAAGUAAGAAAGGUUUCCAGCCCUCUCUGACUCAAAGAACUCAAGAGUGUAAAUGCUAAAUUGUUUCCUUAUUAAUUUUAAAAGGUCAUGUGAUUAGAGUGUAUUACUUUAAUGAAAUGAUUACUAAAUGUGAUUAUAAGUUUUUAAGGCUUUCUUGAACCGUCUCAAACCACAGAGGUUGGGAAUCAUUGUCUGAAGGGAGGAAAACUGCAGAGCUGAUAGAUUAAAAAAAAAACACUUCAGUUAUUUCAUGAAUAUAAAAAUAAUGUAAAAUAUGUAGGUGAAGACUCAAGUUGAACUCCAGUGUGUACUUAGUGGAAACUGGAGCUGUAGGAUCUGAUCCUCACCAUCACCCCUCACCUGGACUCUCAGCGACGGCUGAGCUGUAAAGACACCAGAACAGAUCAUCGCUUCUCCUUUCUACAUUAUGCUCUCAUUACCUCACUAGCAAAAGUAUUUAAAGGAACAGUACACCGAAGGCUGAUUGGCUUUCUUUCCAAGAGUGACACGAGAAGAUCGAACCAACUCUGUCUGUAGCUGAAGUCCAGAUGUGGUUAGCCUAGCUUAGCUUAAAGCCUGGAGAGUAAACAGCUAGCCUGGCUCUGUCUAAAACAGGAAGUGGCUCAUUUACAUGGAGUUUUUUGUAACUUGUGUAUGAAAUGAAAUGCAAACACAACGCACCAGUUGGACUUUCAGAAGGUUUUAUGUGCUGAAAAUGUUUCUUAACAAUGGCCAGGUGCAGUGAAAGCACACGUUUAGCUUUGUUUCACCUGCACAUGGGUAAUAUGUUGUUCAUGGAGACGUAACUCCAGCACAUAGCUCACUUUAAAUCCUCAGAGUGCUUUUUUUUCAUUUGGCAGUUGUGUUUUGUGUAUAGAUUCAAUCAAAAGGUACUCACUAGCAGCAGUACAUCUAGACCUGAGACAGGCUAUCAGUUUUCCCCUCUGCACCUAGCUUUUAUGCUAAGCUAGGCUAAUCACACCCUGACUCCAGCUUUCAACUUAAACCUGCUGUGCAGAACUUUUGUUUUCUGGUCUGGCAGUAAAAAUAAUCACACAAACACUUUGGUUGUGUGCUCAUGACGAUGAUUGUGUUCUUUUUAAGGCUGCCGGGGCGAGAAUGUCGAUUUAAAACUCCAGCAUGCUGUGAAAUAGAGAUUUACUGAGAGCUGAUCAGCUUCAUCAGCACUUUGUGACCUCAUUUGGAAAAGACGUUCAUUUCUAUGUGUAGUCCAGAUUUAACACACAGACAUGUUGUCAGAAAGAAAGCUAAUCAGCAUAUUUCCCAAAAGCUAUUCCUUUAAGAUGGCGGAGGAAAUGACUUUGUGUCUACUGGAGAACAUUGCAGCUCAGCCUGGGGGUGAGACGUUCUCCUCAGGUCAUCCCACCUCCAUCAUCACCCCCAGCAGCGUUACUACUUGCACUGACUCCAGUGUGACUCAGCAGCCAGUGGCAAUAUUUUUAGUUUUCUCCCUUUUUGGCUUCUCUUUCUUUCCCUGUUUUUGCCCCCUCUUUACCCUCUCCCUGCCCCCUCCUCUCCUGUCCGUCCAUCUCUUCUUUGUUUUCGGGUUCGGCUGCUCAGUAGGAGGCACCGUGAACGGCUACUGGAGCGACAGCCCGUGGUAGAAGAAGAAGAAGAGCGGACGCUGAACACCACAGGAAGAAGAGAGAGAAUGAACAACAGGGAUGAACGUAGAAAUAUGCAAUGUAGAUAAAAGAGACGGCAGCAGUGGGAUCUGUGUGUUCAGAUAUGUUGUAUCUGCGGCACGCCUGACCAGAGUGCACGUGGAUGUUUGUGUGUGCAUGUGUGUGCUCAGAUCUGCAUCUACCUCUGGACUGAGAUGCACAAAUGUCAACUAGGAAGAAAACAUUUCCCUUUAAGAAAACGGUUCUUUCAGUUUAGUUUUGGUGUUUCUGAUCUGUGUGUGAUUAUCUUUCUAUAAAAGUGUGGACUUUUGUUGCUUCCUUUUUGUUUUAAACUCUUUUUUUUUAAAUGAUUUUUUGUGUAGAAAUGUAUUUCAGAGCUACAAUGUGAACCAUAUUCAUUGUAGAAGACAGUGAUUCUGUGUCUGUUGGUUAAGUUUUUUUUUCUGUCCUCAACUGUUGCUCUCAACUUCCUUCUCUCCCAGCAGAAUGUAAAAAUCAUUAGUUUUAUCAUCUUAGACAUGCUGAAAGAGGCUUUAUGAAGCAUUGAAUCCGACCAAAAAGAAAAAAGCAAACAUAAAAAGUGACGCAUUGCCUUUCUGUUUCUGAUUUACAUUCAGACUGGGAGUGCUGGGAAGUGAGAGCACCGACUGAGAAGAUGGUUUUACAUUUAAAAACUAAGUUUGACAUUUUAGGAAAGAUUCUUAUUCUCUUUCUUGCUGAGAGUGAGACAUAAAUUUCACAUCUUACAGUUCUGGGCUACAGCUAGAAAGUGAUCAGCUUAGCGUGUUGAAUGUGGGUUCCUCCAGAGACAGAAACGUUAAACCUCCAGUUGUCUUCAUUUACAGGCUCCUUGUCUGGGGAAAAAAAAAUCCAAAAAUUCAGCAAAAAAAUCCCCAAAUUUCUGAAAAUUUGCAAAGCUUUCAGGAAGAAAAUUCCAAUAAUUCCUCAAAGUUUCCCUUAAAAGUUUUAUUUAAAAAUUACCCAAGAUUUGGCAAGAAAAUUCUUAUAAAUAUUUUCCAAAAAUGAGUAAAAAUCUUCCCCCAAAAAAUCCUAAAAAUACCUAAAAUUAUUACAUAUAUAUCAGUAAAACUUCUGAUAUUUUCUUUAAGAAUGUUUACCAAAAAAAUCAAUGAUUUUUGGUGAAUAUUGUUAAACCUUUUUUAACAAUCCUUUUUCUUCCACCAAAAAAUGUUCACAAAUUUCCCUAAAAUGUUGAAAAUGUGGACAUCAGGAGUUUCACUGUGAAAAUGUUUUUUUUUUUUACACAUUUUCAAACUUUAAAACGGGUCAAUUUGACUCGUGGGUUAAGCAACACUACGACAGGCUCGCUAACGAUCACAUUAUUAACUAGUAGCUGAACAGAAGUGAUGACUAAACUGCAUGGGAAUUCAGCUGCAAGAUGUCCUUGAAAAAGCUCAAAUUGUCAUUUUUACGCUUGUGUACAGUAAGAGCUGGUAGUUUGCGGGCUGCAGAGGUGUUUUUUUGUCUUUGCUAAGCUAGCGUCACCUCCUGGCUCUAGCUCUAGAUUUACAGACUGAUCCCGCUCUCUGCAAGAAAGUGAGGUGAUUUUUUCGCCCCAAAAUGUCGAGCUAUGGUUUGAACUUUCUGUGACUCUGGUUUUGGGGCCGGGCAGUUUUUUUUUUCUGUUUCCUGUUUAGCCUGGCGCUCAGUUUCUAAUUUGCCUCAGAAGUGCAAAUGAAUAAUUUAGUGGUAUUAAUCCAGUGGAAGUUCAGGAUUAGAUUCCCGGUUAGAAAAUCAUUUUACACCCGGCACACACACACACACACACACACACACACACACACACACACACACACACACACACACACACACACACACUGAAACACUGGAUCUGUGUAUCGUUUCUCUCCAUGUCAUCCUCUCCUGAUCCUUGUCUCCUUUCCUAACUUGUUCUGAGUGUUCCUGUCACUUUUCCCCCCCGAAGCCACUGCUGAUUGGUCGCUUCUGUCAUGACAAUGUACAUAUGUAAAGUUUGCGUUGUAGAUGAAUCUGCAUGGGUUUCCAUCGCAAGCAAUAAGGAUAUUGAUAUGACUAAUAAUGUGAGGAGGUUUGAUAAGGUUUUAGUCUUAAGCUUAAAUGAAUGUGUAUAGAACAUUUAGACUACUAAGAGUGUGUAUGGAUGUAUGUGUUUAGACGCAUACAUAUGCACUAACAAAAGCAUGCAGGACAAAAAUUCCUUCGCCUCUUUGAAUGCAAGAAGAGGUGAGACGGGCUGACGUAAUGCAUGCCAAAAUGCUAUGAUGCUAUUGGUCGAAACAGACCAAGUUAGGUACUGUAACGGGGCCGGGUGAGGGUGGGAAAGUUUAUUUUUGCAGGAUGGGGAGGGGUUACGUUUCUAGUAGGUCUUGUAUAGCUGCUUUCUUAUCGAUCUUGAGAGACUUAUGAUAAGAGAAACAUAUUAACAAUCGUAGCUUAUGGUUUUCUUUCUUGUUUUUUGCUUCUCUAUUCACAGAGAACUGUUCUGAAAGCCCCGCGCUUAUCAGAUAUAUGCAAAAAGAAGCAGUAACUGUGAACUAAUGCUAAGAAAUGAAAAAAAAACAAAAAUCCAGCUUCUUCCAUCAAUGUCUCGACUCCUCUUCUGCAAGAGAGAAGAGAGACCCUUCUCCUCCCAAGAUACCUCCUCACCAAAGUUUCCCUUUCCAUCGUUUUCAUUCGUCCGCUCCUUCAUUACCCGUCGUUUCCAUCUGUCCUGUCCGCUAUACUUGCAUUUAAACUUGAGUGAUUUUAGCAGACGGAUGCCUCUGCAAUGCAAGAAUGAAAAGAUUCAAUGCAACCUCAAAACCAAGGGUGAGAAUGAACCAACCAGGUGGCCUCAGGCAGAACAUGCCCCUUUAGAACACCUCAAUUCUUCUGGUUCUUUCAGCUCUAAUUCCAUUGAAUCUAGAGGUGUUUAAGAAUAUCGCCCACCCAAUCUUCUGAUAGUUCAUCUUUACAUCCAGUAGUUUAAUCUGUCAUAACCAAAGUCUUUCCCCUACCUUAACCACAGUUAUUAUUGAAAUAUAUUGAAAGCUUCCUAAAAAUGAAGAAAAAAACUGACAUUCAGUGCAGCCCAUAGUCUUGCUCAACAGUCCUUUGUCAAUGGUGUCCAGUGUCAGGUUCAUUGGUUUGCAUGUUGCUACACAAAUUUGGAGUUGACAAAAUGAUCACAAAUUAAUUACCACACCAUUAAACGAAGAGACAGUUGGUUUUCUGGUCCAGGACCUUUCAAUAGUUGGUAAUCCUGUUAUCAGAAAGGGUUUACUUCAUGAUGGAACCUAAGAUUGGAGACUUCCACAUGCUGGAGAUGUGCACUCUUCUAGGGGAAGCUUCCCUCAUGAACAAGCCUCAGACCAGUUGGAUGCUUCAUGAUCACAUCCAAAGUCUAAAAAUCUUUGCAGAAGUUGCGUUGAAUUGACACUGCAGAGGCAACCUUCUAACAUGGAAGCUUGAGGAUUGUUGAAUGCAGAUUAUCAUUGGCUCCUACUUGAUGUCCUUUAGCUUCUGAACCCCGUCGGCCACAUUUCUCUCCUUCCCAUCUAUUCACAACUCAGGUAUCUCUUUCUCAGUCUCUCCUUCUGUGCCCUGUGUUCCUGUUCAACCCAUGUUUCCUCAAAGAUGUACUGUAUGUAUGAAAAACGGAGAGACUAGAGAAAAAAGUUGAGCUUUCGUUUCUGUUCUGUGCCUGUGAAUGCUAUGUGCUCUGUUUUAAGGCCCCUCCUUCAGAAAUGCUGUUGCUUUAACUUGUCCGACUGCUUCCUGUCUUCUUCGUGUGUCGUCCCCUCGUCUUUCCGCCCUUUCCCCCCGAUAACUGUACCUCACCGUCUGUGAGACGCCAUCCAUUCCCCCACCCAGAAGCCUCUCACAGCAAAACCAAAAAACAGGAAAUAGAGUGCAAUUGGAGAACCUUCACACCAGAAAAACUAAAAAAGAUUGGCCUAACAGUGGACUUCACCGAGGAGGAAGACAGCAAUGGACACUGUAAUGAAUGGAAAACACUGGAGUGAGAUGUUGUGGAUGUGGAGGAGGGGAACAAAUGUGCUGUGAAAUGAUGUGUUCUGAGAGGAUGGUCAGCCGAGCAGCAUCAGAGGGAGGAGAUGGAGGAGGAAAAGUUUGGGCAAGACAGAAAAGUGUGGUGAUGAUGAGGAGGAGGAGGAAAGAAAGAAAGAAGCAAAAAUCGCUUCUCCAUUGCUGAGUUUCUAACCCACCCACCCUUUCUGUACAAGAAGAGGAACCUAUAAACUCUAAGCUGCUGCUCCUCCAUCUCCCCCAGUGGGACUCACUGUAGAAAUUGGGAGGGAGAUAGAGAGAAAGAGAAAAAAGAAAAAGGUGUCACCGAACAUUUCCAUCAUCAUAUGCAACCCAGCGAAGAGAAAAGCUUGUGAUCACAUGUAAGCCAUUCUAACAAGGGAGACCGAACAUCUCCAGCUCUUCUGAACUGAUUUCCAGAGCUUGGAGGCCUUCAGCCCGGGACACACCGGGAUGUGGAACCAUGCGAGAAAGAUGCCCUCUUCUUUCCACAGCUGUGUGUCCUUUAGUUGUCAUAACGCUUAACUGGCCACUCUUUUUUCUUUUUUUUCUUUUCGAGAAGCUGCAUUCACUGCUGUUGUUUCCAGUGAAUGCUCCAUUAUUUUGGCACUCGAAGCACUAUGCAAGGUGAGGGGUGGACCAUCGUGAUGUCUAACUGCAGAGUCUGAUCUGCUAAUCUCUGCUGAGCAACAGGACCUCUAACAGCAGGCUGAAGUCUACUCAUACAUAUCAGAAAACGCCAGCCAUAUCACACACACACACACACCACAUGAUCCUGUCUAUUUGAUAUUAUCUGAAUCUUCCAGGAGACUAUUGACUGAACAUCUUGGGACUUCAAGUUCAACUGAUCAUUUUGAAUACUCGGUUUUAAUCCAUCCUGGUGGAGUUUAACCCAAAGACAGACUCAUGGAUGGACGAACCGGUCUGUGUGAGCACGAAGCUGGCCAUAACAUCUGUCCGAAUUAAAGGAGGUGUCGCUGAGGCCGAAGAUGCGAUUGACCCUCUUUAUCUCUUUCUCGCUCUCUCUUUCCCUCUCGAGUCUUUACGGCAUCUCGCCCCGCCACCCCCACCUCCCCUCCCUGCAUCUCAGCAUCGCUGCUGCUCCUCCUCUUUAGCAAAUCUGCAUGGCAUGAAUGAAACCAAUUAAAACCCGAAGAAAGACAGUCAAAGACACAAUGGAUGGAUUUAAUAAAUAAGGGGGGGAGAGAGAAGGGAAGGAGUCCAUAAGAAAGGGGGAGAGAGACCACAGGUUUCUUUUUGUUUCCACCCAGCAAUGUCAAUGCAAAGUCAUCAUCAUCAUCUUCAUCCGAGCUACUUUUUAACCCCCUAACUGGCUGCUAAUAUGUGCAAAACAGCAUCUCCUGCAGCAAACUGCUCUCUCUGAAGGCAUGAUGGAUGAGGAGGAGCCCUAACCCUCCUCUGAGAGACAGAGGGAGGUGGGGGGAGGAGAUUCUGCGGACCAUACACUCUAUACCUCUGGGGAUGUGGGAGAAGACAGAGGCUUUUUAAAGAAAGCAGGUAUUCAGCAGGAGCAGGAGAACAUCUUUGAGAAACUACUCUAGGGACUAAAAAAAAAGAGGCAAUGAUUGCAAAUUAGAAAUGCAUUUUUAUGACAUUGUUUACCAGCAUGAAUAUUCUGCAUGACUUCUGCAAGCCACUCUGAUCUCCCCCAUGAAUAACAGGGCUAGAAAUUGAGAAUUUAAAUGUGAAAAUUUAACAAGAUGAUGUUAUAUGCAACAGAGUAAAAAUGUAGGCUUGUUUGAAAAAAAAAAAGAUUUUCUCCAUUUAGUUUUUAAUGAUAAAAACACAUAUAAGAAAAAAAGGGUUGCAACAUCUGCCCUGUUCUGUUUUCUUUAGGAUAUCUUAGGAGACCCCUCCAUCCCAGCUCUCUAAAAUCCAAAAAGAGUCCUCCCAACUUCUGCAAGUAUUUAUUCUGCUACUACGAGUUCGUCUACUACUACUUCAACUUCUCACCUGGCUGCUAUUCUGCUUCUUCUUCCUCCUUCUUCUUCUCUUUCUUCUUCCUCUUGUAGCCUUUACCAGAACCCUUAUAUGUAACUCUCUCCAAUGGCAGCUGUGUGCGUCUGUAUCACUAUCUGGACCCAAGACAACCAAACUGAUGUUGAACUGAACUGUGCUGUCCACUCCAAGAUGUCACUGAUUCUGUGUAUUCUGUGAAAUGAAACGUGUACCUGGUCCCUUUCCUUGGAACUUUCCUCUUGGCCUUGAUAAGGGUUGAUAUCCGAGGCGUCACCUUUGAGGUCAGACAGGUCGACUGAGGUCUGGGUGAAGACAGGAGGAGAGGGUUCUCACUGGUCAGUUUACUUCCUCAGGUGCAAAGGUACGAGAUGGCUGCCUCAUCAUCCACGAUUGAUGUUUAGCUACUUUGGAUUUAUGUAUUUUUCCUUCCCCUGAGCAAGUAAUUUUUUUUUCAAUUCUUUUUCAUCAAGGUUGGGGCCAAAAUGAGAUAUUCUGAAUGGGAUUAUGGUUAGAGAAUGGGGAAUUGCUGUUGUAUGAUGUGUGAGUUCAAUCUAAAUGAGCUCUAUAUACCCCCAGCUAAUCACCGAAGAAAACUUAGAGGCCACUAAAAGUCAAAACUCAACUAAAGCUAAAAUUUUACUCACUCAAUUGAAUUUACAGUUUCAUUUAAUUAAAUAUUAUCUCUGUGCUAAUGUUGGACCUGACCAUAUAUCCUUAAAUACUUAUUUUUUGUCCGAAAAUAGUCACAUUUCAUCAAAAAAUAACCUUAUUUCAUGUUUACCACAGACAUGACAUGAGUGUUCUCAGUGGUAGUACAGAAAGUUGGUGAAAGAAAACAACUGUGGUAGCUAAUGAAGAAUCAAAGAAAGAGAUAUGUGUUGUCAGAGAUUUAGAGAGGAAAAGAAGGAUGUCGUCUGCAAAUGUUCGGUCCAGUAGCUUUCUAAUGGUGUAGCUUCACAAACCCCCAGGUGAGAGGAUUGUACAGUCCCAAGAUAAAUGAAAUGAAUGAUGGCAUGUUCUCUUCAUCUUCAGUCAACUCUUAGUUUCUUUCACACACAAAAAAGAAUCACUUCUUCACGCUGUUCCUUGAUACAUAUGAAAUGUAGCUUAGUUUGACAGGUGUUUAUUUACUGAUAAUAUCGAUAAUUCCCCUUUGAUGACACCAACAAGUAAUUAUAGUAUAUUUAGUGUCCUUAGAAUAAUACAACUAAAUGCAGGCCUAGUAAUCAGUGAGACCAUCUUCAUGCUGGUACAUCAGUCUGUUGUGAGAACAAGUUACCGCCUACCUAAACAUGUUGUAGCUACUAUAUAAGAAAGACUUCAGCAGUUGGUUUGUGCAGUAAUACACUACAACAGCAGACAAAAUCACAACCAACUGUCCUACAACACAGUGAAACAGGGCGAGUCUGUCAGGAGCAGGGUGGGAUGACAGAAGAGGCCCAGAUGUGCAGUGAACAGCUCAUCAGUUAGAGCAGCUCUGAAGGAUUAGCGGGGGUUCUCACAGGGUGAAAGGCAGCCAUCUCGGCUCUGUAUGUCCAAACAGGGUUGGCCAAUAAACCCCCAUUACCAGAAACAGUAGAGACAGUUCUGCUGGGCUGUGAAGGAAGAAGCAUUUUCGCACAAUCUGUGGAUAGAUUUAGAUAAACUAGAUAACAGGGAAAUAUACAGAAAGAUGGAAGGUGGCAGAAACCCUCUGAGAGGCCUGAAAGCUGCAGGUAGCAGACAGAUGUGUUAUUAUAAAACAAAAAAAGUGGUACAUGGUGAGACCAUCUGGAUUUGGAUUGUGCUCAUUUUUCAAGCUGUUUUUAUUGUGUUGAUUGCUUUGUAUUUUGUUUGUGAGGCCAUGUGGGCUCACCACCUGGGCAAAUGUGUUCUAAACUGCAAACAUGGAUGGAUUACUGAGAAGAUUUAGUACACAGGCCCAUGGGAGCCUAAUGUCUGUUUGAAGGGACUAUUAGCAUGUUUUGUUUCUUGAAAGUCAAUCAAAUGACCAUCAAGAGAACCAAAACAACUACAAAGAAACUCAAAACAACUACAUCAAGGCUCAAAACAUUGUUUAAAGAGAAACAAAACAACUACAAAGAGACACAACUACAAAGAGACACAACUACAAAGAAACACAACAACUACAAAGAGACACAACUACAAAGAGACACAACAACUACAAAGAGACACAACUACAAAGAGACACAACUGCAAAGAGUCUCAUAACAACUAUAAGGAGACUCAAAACCCAUAAUGACAACAAAUGGAGAGAAUCUCUUUCUCUCUGUGUCGUGCAGCUUUGUAGACAUUGUGCAGGAGAUUUUCCAUGUCUGUCCCUUCCACCAGCCGUCUCAGAAUCCAUCCAUGUGUGUAGGUUUUCCAUGUUGUGGUAGACAUGCAGUCAAGCUGUAAACAAGCCUAAAUAUUCCUGCUGAUAUCUUCUUCCCCAAAUGUCUAACACAUGAAAGCUAACAAACAUUUGGAUCCCCCUUACAAAAAAUGUUCAACAUAAUGCUUUCAAUAAGGGCUAUUGAGCUGAAAGAGCUGUUUCUGGAAAGCUAUUGCUAGUUUAAAAAAAAAAAUGCUAAAAGGUGGAACUUCAAAACUAUAAUCUCACUACUGAUAUCAAUUCUUGAACCUGAAACAUCUCAAAAUGCAUUUUUUUAGCUGUGAAAUGUGGGCAUUGGGAACUUAUACAAGAUGUGUUUGGUCUGCUGCUCUACAUCGUGCACAUUUAUGUGGUUUGUCACUAGGGCUGGACCCGAAUAUCCGAAUAUUCGUUCGCUACGGCGGUAUCCGGAUAUUAAUUUUGGUAUCCGAAUAUUCGCCCCGCCCCCGUCGGACGUUACGGGGCAGAACGAAUAUUCAGAUAUUCGUCUUUAAUAGGGCCCAAAUUUGUCACACAGGAAAAUUCCCUUAAAUUUGAUUAUCUUUGCAUUAUCAGCAACUCUCCAGAGGAGUGCUUGAUAAAUUGAAGUUAUUGACCGUCCGAGGCUCUCAGACUGCUUCAGCUUGUGAGUUUGGCAGUAAAGUUUCCACACACUGGCCAGAUGCCGGUUUGGAAAUUUGAAUUCAGGCAAAGUCCAGAAGCUCACUAAAAGUUCUAUUAGUUUUUGGUUGUCAUAAUUUGCAAUUAAUAAACAUAAAUUGUAGCAUUGACUACAUCAACUCGAGGGAUCCUUCAGGUGAUUACAAAUUAAGUUUGGUUUGCACAACAUUGUGGGAAACAAAGAGUUUAAUGUUGGAAAAAACAGAUUCGACGGUAUGUGUGCGGUUUUUUCUUUGGUUUUUGCAUUGUGAAUAUUCCUGUAUCAUCCUGGAGGAGUCUUAACAAAUGACAGGGAGCCAAAAAUCAAACAGAAAACAGGGCCUAUCUCAGGAAAACACUGUUGAAAAUCAGAGAGGCAGAACAUCUACACGUUGUGAUGCUGCAGUAUGUAUUUUCAAGAAAGUUUAAAUACUAAUUUCAAAUUAAUAUUCUGAUCAUUUCAAUGAGUAAAUCUGGAUCUCUACAACUUUACUUGAAGCCUGGAAAUAGAUUUCUCUGUCUGACUUUGUCCUUCCACACCGUGCUAGUGUGGACUUUUUCUAAGUGGUUGUGUAUGGGAUGAGAAGAACCGGUUUGGAUAUUUUAUAUCACAUGUCUUCCUAAAGGUAUAUAGUACAGCUUCAGAAAUGUCAGAAUAAUAACAGUCUACCAUGUACUGUAUCGUAGCUAUACCAAGAUGAACACAACUUCUGUCAGUGUCAUUAAUUCUGUUGGGUGUUGUGCUUUCGACAUUCAUUUAUUUGCUAAAACUGUAUUUUUGGUUUACAUAUAUAUAUAUUUUGUAUUUUGACACAUGCAAUUACGAUGAAUUAUGAACAUGAAGAUUAUAACAAUGCAUCUAUAAAUGCUUUUGUAUUCGAGCAUGCAGUGAACAUAAAGAGAGCCUAUGCACGCACCAUGUUGGGCUACAGGCUUCAUGUCAUUGUGCUGACGGAAACGUUCGGUGUCCUGAUGUCAGGUUUCAGAGGUUUAAACUGAGAAGAAAGUAGAGCUUCAUGUUUCAGACCUUUAACCUGUGUAUGUAGAAUAUUGCCAAAAUCAGAAUUGCCCAUUAAGUUGUUGUGUUUAUCGUUAGCUGUAGUCCAUGCAGGUUAGGGGUUUUAUCAGAACUAAUGGAUAUUCUUAAAUGUAACGUAAAGGGGCACUUCACUGAUCCAGUUGAGAUUUAUGAAGGACAGAUUUCCCACCUUUAGUAAACCUAGGGAUCUUUUAAACUUGAUCCCAGCAGCUUGCAAUGCAUGUUUUCCAAUGAAAAAAGUUUUAUCCUCAGAGCAUAAGCCAAAGUUUUGACAUCAAUACGACUCCAUAAAACUUUUCCAGAGCAACAGAAGAUUCCUCAGUAAAUUUAUCAGGGUGCCCCUUUUAGAUCAUUGGUGUAACAGAACCCCUGACGGUCCAACCAGAAACCCUCCUGGGUUCACAGUCCUCAUGAAACCAAUGCCUGCAAGUCUGUAGUGGAGAUCAUGUUGUCGUGUCCGGAGGCUGCAAAUUCUCCUUAUUUCACGCCAAAAGUGAGUCCGAAAAUUACAAAACAGCUCAUUGACACUGAAAAAUAAUCCCCAAAAAUAUUCCCAAUCCUUCUGGAGUUCUGCUGAGAUCAUCUCUGCAACAGUCUGAGAACAUUUCACCGUCAGAACGAAGGUAUUCUGUGUCUCCACAGUCUUGUUUCCUUUAAACCUCCCUGCUUUCAGACGUAAUAAAGACUUGUAGGGCAAUGUGAUGGCUGUGCAGCUCCAGUCAGAUGUAGAAACCUUGGUUGUUCCACUGCAGCACAGUGGGAACAGAGCAAUAAUGGUACAAGCUCAUUUAAGGGUCUCUGGUUUGGGUUAUUUUGCAUGUCUGAUGUGUAAGAGAGAGAGCAUGCUGUGACCAGACAAACGGCUGAACUAACCGAUACCGCUAUCUUUACUUGAAACCCAUACGAAGAUCAAACAUAUCAGGACAAGAUGCAGAGGAGCGGCUCUGCCCAUUGUCACAUCCGCCACCUUUCUUUAACGCCGACUGGAGUUUUGAAGGCCUUUAUGUACGCACGAGCAUUUCAGGAAGUCAGGAGCCGUCUGGUUGGUGGCUGGAGAAUCGAGCAGAGAUAAAAUGUGGAACAAUUUGAACCCAAGCAGAGCCAGAACCAGAACAAUGGAACUUCGGUAGACACUGUGAGCUAACAGGUUUAUCCAGACUGUAGGUCUAGACAAAAUAAUCCUAACUCAACACCUAGCUAACUAGUUCAUCCAGACAGCGUAGGCCUAAAUGGAGUCAGCUAAACCUUCAACAAGUAACUUAACUGGAGGUCUGUUUAUCCAGAUUGAGCAGGGCUAGAUGGAGCUAGCUAGAUCUUCAACAAAUAAUCCUAACUCAUGGUCGAGCAAACUUGUUUAUCCAGGCUGCAGUAGCUAAUUUAGACCUGACUAAAUCAUCUUAACUCAGGGUCCACUUAGCUUAUGGCUAGAUGGAUUAAUCUUAAUCUUCUAGCUCACACUGUUUGGAUAAACUAGCUAGCUGUAAAUGAGGACUAAUACUGCUCUCCCCAGCUGAGAACUCGACUUUUAGUUAAAUUUAUCAAACUAAUUCGGGCCAGUUCUACUUUCCUACACAGUCUAGUUGAAGUAGUUGUUAGUAUGAAGUCUUGUAGUCCUUAGAAAAGUUCUAGCAACCCUGCUAGUUCACAUUUUAAACAGACUUGAGUUAAGUUUAGGUGUUAAAACACUAUAAACAAUGUUGUGCGUCAGCUAGUAUUUUAGGCUCUAAAACUCCAGUCUGCGUUUCCGCGGUAACCUCUCCUCCUCUCCAUCCCAUGCUCCUCACCUUUCCUCUAUCUCUCUCUCUCCACGCUCUCCUCCUCUUCCUCCUCCUUCUUCCCCCACCUCCUCCUUCAGUUACUUUGAGGAAGAAGCUUCUUUUUGCAUCCCUUGUUCUUGUGUUUUUGUAUCCUGUUUUUUUUUUUCAAGAUGAAUUCUAAAUGCAUGCAUGGGAAACUUCAAAAUGACGACUUUAACUUAAUUGCGAAUGGCCUUGUGAAGGGAAGCCUCUCCUCUGACGACAGGAAGCAGUCUUCUUUUCUAACUUUCUCUGUCAGGUUGGAAAACAAAGUGUGGGGACACAACCAAGAAAAGAAAAGAACCACAUUUUAGUUGCUUUUCAUGCUUUAAACCAGGUGUGGAUGUUUUCACAGAGCAGCAGCAGGCUCAGUUUCAUGAGUCUAGUCGGGGCUUUCAAGAAGUUUUGCUAAAUCAAGCAGAGUGAUCCUUCAUGUUUCCAUGUUACCUUUUCAGAACAUAUCCUAAGGAUAUAUUCCUGGGUCAUUAUUCACCGUCAUCUCCUGCUCCAGUGCUGUACCAUCUGUUCAUCCAUUACUUUUACUGGAUUUGGUUUUUCCUCUUAUCUUGUGCUCAUUUUGGCGUGCCUUCUCUCCUACCUUCUGCUGUGGGCUACACAUCAGUUUGGUUAGCUGGUUGUUUAGUUCAUGAUGUCACCACCUGGAUAAAUAGUUGGUUUGUGUCCACAGAGAACAAAAGAAGGACGACAGAAGCAGAAAGAUGAGAGGCUUCCCUCCAUUGACGAAUGGGGUUUACUGUAUGCUAUAAAGACUGAUGCUGGAUCAGAUUUUAUUGUCACUGCACUGGAGAGAGGAGAAUAAAAAAAAGAAAUAAAUAGAAGAAAUAAAAAGAAUCAAGAACUGUAUAAAAUAUAUUUCAAUGGAAUGUUUAUUAUUUACCUUUUUCUAUUUUUGAAACAUGUAAAAGAACAAAAAAGGUGAAACUGUAAUAUUUCAGCAGCAUUUGUGAAAAAGAACAGUUCUGCUGUUAAAAACGUAUGAAGGUUUGACUGUGAAUGCUGAUUUACCUGAGCAACUCUCCUCCUUACCUGAUAGGAUAAAUAAAAACCAGAUGAAUAAUACUUUAAAAAAAAAUCACAAAACUACUGGGAAAAAGCAAACAAACUCAGUUCAAAGAGAAAACCUCAAAAACUUAAUAAAAACAUUAAAAGCUUAUGCCAAAAUGUU